UGGUGUGGAGUUUGUGACGGCUGGGAGCUAGGCAGCGGGCCCAGGGCGAGCGGCGUCGGUGGUGGCUUCCCACUUUACUGGAACCUUCCCCUUCCUUUCUCCAAACAGCUUAUAUGACGAAUGUGCCAUGAAUUUGGGGGAUGGUUUGAAACUUGAAACACAUUUUUUUGAUGGAAAGCCUAAGUUAAUUUUAGCACCUUUUGAUGCUUCAUCAAAAGAUAUUAAAAGGAUAAAAUACAAGAAUAGAACAACAACGCACCAGCUGAGAUCUAAAGUUUUACAAGAAGUCCCUUCAACUGCUGAACAUAAUUCAAAGACUGAGAGGCUAUUACUGAAACAUGCUGUAAAUUACACUACUGUUGGAUCUGGGAAAGGACCAAAUACAGAACAGUUGAUUGUAGAUAAAAAAACUGAUAAAAGCAAAAACAACAGUGAAACAGCUCUCAAAAAUGGGCAGUCUGGAAAUAAAACUACUGUGAAGAAACAUGUUGCCACUAAGCAACAGCCAACAAAGAAGCAAAAGAUCUCCUCUGAGGUGUUAAAAGAGAGCUUGGUAUGUCUGACUCAAGAGCAACUCCAGCAAAUUCUUGCAUCUGUAAGUCAAGUGAAUGGAAAUUCCAACCAAAACCAGCAAAGAGACACGAGUUCAAAGCCAGAUAAAGAAGUUAAAGAAGCUGAGGGCACAUGUGAAGAUAAUGCAACCAAACCAAAGGAAUUUCUCUGUACCAAUAAUGAGGCUUCAAAAGACAAUAAUUCAUCUCAAAAUGCACAAGCCAAUAGUAAAUUUGUAGCAAAUGUUGAACAAGCAAACUCAUUGCAAACUGAUAAGACAGUGGCUGUUAGUACAUUCAGCCAAGUCAGUGAUGGUCUUUUCAGGCACCUUGGAGAACGAGACAAUGAAAAGGAUCAGUUGGAAGCGAAGAGACUCCAGUGGAAAAAAGAACUAGAUGAACAGGUGGCUUUAAAGAAACUGCUAGCAAAAGAUAAUGCAACUUCAGAAGUUCUGGAGUGGAAUCCAUGGGGACGCCCUGGUGCAGGAGCACCAGCACAAUCAAAAACAAAGUCGCAAGCCACGUUACCAGCCGCAUCCGGACCAUGUACUGACAGUCGAGUGAUUAACACAGCCCCCACUACAGUGAACACUGUGGAUAUAAGCAUUCCUUCAGAUCCUAAUGUUGGUAAAGCUUCGAGCUUUAGUUUUCCAGAUUUACCUGCUGCCAUCCGUUCAGCUUUUGUUCUCGGGGAAUCUGCACCACUAGAUCAUCCUUUCAGUGCAGUAAAACGUGAUCAACAAAAGAAGUGGCUCCAAGAACUGGAUAAACAAAGAGAGGAAGUAAAAAUUAGGAAGAUGCAAGAAAAGCUAAAAUAUUCAGAGGGCGAUGAUCACAACAGAUGGGCUAUACAUUUUGAUUCUUACCAGAGGAAACCUGAGCAACUGACUCCAAUUUCUGUGCACACUUCUGGAUCAACACUAGAAAAAUCUUCUGAAAAGGGAGAUGGAGAACAAAGUGCAUCAUCUGAGUUACAGCAGUUUCCUGUACUCAGUCACCAUAACUCUUCCACUGGAGAAAAUGUCAGCAACAUUGGCGUUUUUAUGGGACCUGAUGUGCUGUCUAACCCACAGAAGACUAGCUUUCUGCGAUCCAUGACUGCUUUAUUAGACCCAGCACAGAUUGAGGAACGAGAUUUACGUCGAAAGAAGCAACUAGAACACCAGAAAGCUAUAGCCAUCCAAGUGGAGGAGCGCCGCAGGCAGAAGCAGCUGGAAGAAGAUCAGAAACGCAAAGAAGAACAAAAGGAAGAACUUCGUUUGGCAAAGGAGAGAGAAAAAUUGAGACAACAAUAUGAGGAAGAAACACGAGCACAAAGGGAAAAAGAAGAAUUCCAUAAUCGUAAAAUCAACAUGCUUUAUGAAACUGUACAGAGGGCACAAGAGGAGGCACAAAGGCAGAAACAAGAACAGCGCAUUAGAGAGUUGGUUCGUAAAGGGCAUGAUAUUUCAAAUCUACAGAAGAAUGUAGAAGAUAUCACAGACUGCACAAGUUCCUGCACAGUACCUGGUAGCCAUGAUUGUGAAGAGGUUAGUGAGGUACUGGGACAAGCUGUGAUGGAAAAAGAUUCUUCAAGAAAAGACAGAGGUAUCCAAACGGAGGAUUUUGAGUUGAUUGCGAAAGUUGAAUACAGUGCAGAAGUUACAGACCAUAGUGCAGUGUCCGACACACUAGAAACAGUUGCAGAGUGCAACACUGUGCCAAUUACAAAGAAAUCCAAGAUGAAGCCAAGUGAAAAGUUUGUGGUGAUUGAAAAAGAAAAUGUUUUGUUAUAUGAUGAUUCAUGUCACCAACUUGCAAAAACUAAAAAAGGGAAAAAUGAAAAACGUCCAGAAUGGAACACAAACAAAACAAGUAAAAGGUACAUCCCUGCUUCAGAACGUUAUCCUAAAGGUCUACAGAGAGAGAGAAAAGUGAAAAAAAUGAGAAGACAGAUGGAACUAUUGCAGUUGUUGGAAAAAAAUGCUCCAGAGCAUCGAGUGAAGAAAAAGCAGUCUUCAAAAGAACCUGGAGUAGAGAGACCACCUUCACCAGUGGUGCCAGCACUACAAGCAAAAAUAGCUGUCUGUGUAUCCCCUCAACCUGUAGAAAAACAAGAAUUAUUUGUUCUGCAGCAGGAUGAUCCUGUCCUACAAGGCAAUUCAAACAGUAAAUCACCUGCUGACAAAGAUUACAGGUGUAUAUCUCCACCAGUUCCUGCACUGAGGAACAAACCUCUCCAAAUAGAGCAGAAGGAGCUCCAUUCAAUUCCAAAUAUGAAUGCAGGCGAAUGGUGCCAAAGGGCUAUAUUUGCUAAUGAAUCAGACAAUGACAGACCACCAUCAUCAAACUUUGUUCCUUAUGUGCGCACAGAUGAGGUGUACCAUUUGGAUCCUGAUGCACCACUGUCAAGGCCUUCAACAAAUGACCCACAAUACAAACAUUUCAAUGAUCACUUUCAGCAGCAAAACUAUAACUCAGACCAUUCAAGGGAUCCUCUCCUGAACCCUGAUUUGGUGAGAAACAGGGAACGACAACAAGCUAUUCUCAAAGGUCUUUCUGAGCUUCGCCAGGGCCUAAUGCAGAAACAAAGGGAACUGGAAACUGGUCUAACAUCCAGUCCUGCACAUGAAGAUGAACAGUAUUCAGUACCAUCUCAAACUGUAGGAUCACUUUGAAGCAUCUCCCUCUUGCCAGCUGACCAACCCAAGUCUGGAAAAUAUUCAGCUCAGAUUAAUCAAAUUUGAGUUUAUCAGUGAUAGCACUAGGCAGUUGUAGCCCUUUAGAAAUGAUUGUUGGCUACUAUUUUUAUUUUGUUUGUGUUAUCUACAAAGUUUAAAUAUUAACCUGGAAAAGAUGCAUCCAUGGCCAGGUGAUGCUUGAAGAAGAAAAACAUCUCAUUAAACACCUCAAAUGUUCCAAAGUAUUUCAUAUCCAGUUUACUUGCAGUGGUGUUGACCAAUACCCAGUACCUAUAGACCAAACAGAUUAGCCACUGUCUCAUAGCACACCAUUUAUUGAUUCAAAUGCUUUGCAAUUUCAUGGCAUUUGAAAAUGAUGUAGCUUCCAGGUUUCUUUGGGCUACAUUUUUUCCGACUUAAGAGCAGUGGUGAGAGGUACUGUUACUCCCAACUAUGUUCAGUUGUCAGGAUGCAAACAAUACUGGCAGGGUUGUACUUUUUUUGCCCAAUUUUUAUUUACCCAAAAUUGUGCAGAUUGCUUUCAUGAACUGAUGGUGGUUUUGUCAUCACGAUGCAUUAUUAGCUUUGUACUCUGGAUAAAGAGCAUAUGAAAGUUCAUUAGCAAAGAAAAUUUUAGUCUCCCAAAAUUUGUUUUCUUUAAGUUGACUCCUGAAUUUAAGGGCUGACAAAUGUUUGCAUCAUGUGAGAAGAUAAGCAGCCAAAUCAAAUAGGGUCAGAUGCUUCUGCUUUCCAGUAGUUAAUUACAUAGCAUUUUGCUCCUGAACUUUACUAAGGAAUUCUUUUAGUUCGGGUUAGCUAGUGUUGUUUGGCAUAAAAAGUCUGCAAGAACUGGGAGAACAUUAAAAUGUCAGAUACAUAUUUCAAAAACAAAGCAUCAAGUUUUUAAGGAACACCAUUAAAUUUGUGUUAGCAAUCAAUUUUAAAAGUUUAUAUUUAAGGGAGACUUCGAUAU
Molecule: messenger RNA, 4184 nt
Organism: Hemiscyllium ocellatum (epaulette shark)
Lineage: Eukaryota; Metazoa; Chordata; Chondrichthyes; Orectolobiformes; Hemiscylliidae
Gene: ccdc66
Product: coiled-coil domain containing 66
Exons: 19
Coding region: 128-3208 (1026 amino acids)
Biological process (GO): cilium assembly
Cellular component (GO): cilium; microtubule
Molecular function (GO): microtubule binding
Source: RefSeq, a predicted model, not a curated record